This is a messenger RNA of Opisthocomus hoazin, 2056 nucleotides long. Lineage: Eukaryota; Metazoa; Chordata; Aves; Opisthocomiformes; Opisthocomidae. The record is from RefSeq and is a predicted model, not a curated record.
AUGACUGCCAACACCACUUCUCACGUCCAGCCGGGAAGCGGAAUCACCCUCUUGUGCCAGCUGAGAGGCCGGCAGUACACGGAGCGGUGCAGGAUCGCCAUCUUCUUUAACGGCUCCGAGCGCGUGAAGAGUUUCGGCGGCUCAGUAAGCACCGAGUUCACGGUCCACGCAGCACGCGGUAAGGGGAACGUGACCGCGGGCGAACUCCCCCGGGGCGCUGCCGAAAUAUGUGACAAAGGGACCAUGACUGCCAACACCACUUCUCACGUCCAGCCGGGAAGCGGAAUCACCCUGUCGUGCCAGCUGAGAGGCCGGCAGUACACGGAGCGGUGCAGGAUCGCCAUCUUCUUUAACGGCUCCGAGCGCGUGAAGAGUUUCGGCGGCUCAGUAAGCACCGAGUUCACGGUCCACGCGUACGGCAAACACACGUUUACGUGCAAAACAGAUUGUGAAUACAAGAAAACGCUCAUCUGCGGGAUCGAUAUAGAAUCUGGAAAUCCUCCAGACGAGCCCAGCAACGUGUCGUGCAUCCAGCACGGGACCGACGGCCAUCCCGUCUGCACCUGGGACAAGGGACGGCUCACCUACAUCACCACUACAUACGUCCUACAGCUGUCAAACGGGACGGAUGUCUUACGUGUUUUGGAAGAAAGCCUGAAUAAGAAGUUCGGCUCGCUGGCUCUGAGCAAGUUGAAUUUUGACUCUACUUACACUGUUGUGGUUGCUGCCUCCAACGAGCUGGGAAGUGCUGCUUCGCAGCCGCUCGUGUUCACGUUAAUAGACAUAGUGAAACCACAUCCUCCCAACUUUUUGGUGGAAUUUGAAAACUCUUCUGUGACCAACUGCACCUUUUUCUGGCACGACGGACCGCAGGCGCAGCACUGCCGGCUGAGAUACCGUCCGCUGACCAGGCAGACGUGGAGCGCGGUUGAAAGCUUGAACAGCGAGAACUGCAGUCUUCGUGGUCUGGAGCCUCACACAGCCUACGAGUUUCAGGCCAGCUGUAAAAUCCACCCUGAGCGAGGGCUGUGGAGCAGCUGGCGCGCGUACCAAACCCGGACCCCGGAGGCAGCGCCGAGCGGGCUCCUGGACAUCUGGUACCGGCAGCAGGACGUGGACCCUGAGCGGCAGAACAUCUCUCUCUUUUGGAAGGCUUUGAGCGCGUCGGAGGCGCGGGGCCGAAUCCUGGGGUACACCGUGACCUUCGAAGACCUGGCCCGGCGCAGCCCCCCGGCUUCAGCAGCACUCGUCUGCACCCAGACCAGCUAUGCCAGGGUCACACCAAGGGUGGGCUACAGGAUAACCAUCACCGCUGAGAACUCCCGGGGCACUUCCCCCCCGGCAUCUGUCGUGACCGACCCAGGAACGCAGGACCUGCCUCCUCCUCAGAAGGUCUCCGCCGUAGCCCUGGGGAACAGCAGAAUCCUCGUCACAUGGAAGCCCCCUCUGGGUGACCCUGCUUCAGGAGGGGGCUUGGACUGGGUGACCCACAGAGGUCCCUGCCAACCCCUGCCAUCCUGGGAUUCUGGGAUGGCUGAGAAUACUUUAGCAAUUAACUCCCCACUUCUAAUUCUCUAUUUAGAGCGCAUAGAAGAUGAUGUUUGCUACCAGAUCAGCGUGUUCGCGCUCUAUCGGGACAGAGCCGGACAAGCGGCGUCCGUUCGGGGACACUCCAGGGCACAAGCGCCGUCAGCUGGGCCCCAGAUGCACACCACACCGCGGGCAAACGGCGUCGUGGUUUCGUGGGCAGCAAUCCCUGCCCGGCAGCAGCGGGGCUGCAUCACCGGCUACCAGGGCUACCUGCAGAAGAAGGACCGGGGGGGUGCUGGGGACUGGACGACUGUUGUGCUUACCUGCAGCUUCUUCAUCUUCUCAGCCUGUGUCUGCUCUGUGCCUCUGGCAAGAAAAGCGUUUCUCUCACUCCUCUCCGUGCUCGUGCCGCAGUGGCAGAGCAAAUCCAUCCCAGACCCAGCUAAUGCCACGUGGGCCAAGAACUACACCUCUAUGAAGGCGGAGCUGAGCUUGCCCUCCAGCCCCUUCCCACCCAGCUCCAGCA